ACUGUAAAAGGGAUUCAUUUACAUAUAAUAUGCAAUUUAGAGGUGGAAAGCGCAAUUCUCUUAUGUGAAUUAUCCCAUUAAUAUUGUUUACAAAAAGAUCCCAAAUGGAGGGAAGAUAGAGAUAGGGGAAGCAAGGAAAGGCAGAGAGAAGCAGCAAUGUCUUACAUGUCUGCUUCGACAAGAACCAUCCUCUUCUUAUCUCGCUCAACCACCAAACUCUCCUUUUUCCCUUUCAAACCCUCUUUCUCUUCUUCUUCUUCUUACCCUUCCCUCACUCUCCAUUUCACCAGAACCAAAUGCACUCUCCAACACCAACCUCAAACUCUGCUUCGCCGCAAUGUCAUCGAAGUCCUCGAAGAGCGCAGCCUCCUCGACUCCACCACCAACGACUCCGCCCUGAGAUCCUCCGCAGCACCAUCGCCGUCAUCCUCCUCCGGCGCCGCUAAUUCCCCGCCUUUGAAGGUCUACUGCGGCUUCGACCCCACUGCAGAGAGCCUCCACCUCGGCAACCUCCUCGGAAUCAUCGUCCUCUCCUGGUUCCGCCGCUGCGGCCACCAACCCGUUGCCCUCAUCGGCGGCGCCACCGCCCGCGUCGGCGACCCCUCCGGCAAGUCACUGGAGCGGCCGGAGCUCGACGUUGCCACACUAGAGAGGAACACGGCAGGUAUAUCCCAAACUAUCAAACAAAUUCUAGGUCGCUCUCUGAAUUCGAACUUGGAAGGUUCUAAGGUUGUGAUUUUGAAUAACUAUGACUGGUGGAAAGAGAUUAGUUUGUUAGAAUUUUUGAAAAAUGUUGGUAAGUAUGCUAGGGUUGGGUCUAUGAUAGCUAAGGAGAGUGUUAGGAAGAGAUUGGAAUCUGAACAAGGAAUGAGUUAUACUGAACUCACCUACCAGUUGUUGCAGGGAUAUGAUUUCUUGUACUUGUUUCAGAAUGAGGGUGUGAAUGUUCAGAUUGGGGGGAGUGAUCAGUGGGGGAAUAUAACUGCUGGGACUGAGUUGAUUCGGAAGAUCUUGCAGGUCGAGGGCGCUUAUGGACUUACAUUCCCUCUUUUGUUGAAGAGUGAUGGUACUAAGUUUGGAAAAUCGGAGGAUGGCGCGAUUUGGCUUUCACCUGCGAUGUUGUCACCUUACAAAUUUUAUCAGUAUUUUUUCACGGUUCCAGAUGCAGAUGUUAUUAGGUUUUUGAAGAUUCUCACGUUUUUGGAUAUUGAGGAGAUAGCUGCAUUGGAAGGGGAGAUGAAGAAACCGGGUUAUGUACCUAAUACUGCUCAGCGCAGACUUGCUGAGGAAGUUACAAGGUUUGUUCACGGAGAUGAGGGUUUGACUGAGGCACUUAAGGCUACAGAAGCAUUGCGGCCUGGAUCUGAGACAAAGUUGGACUGGAAAACUAUCGAGGGAAUAGCUGAGGGUGUACCAUCUUGUUCUUUGGCUUAUGACAGUGUUUUGAACUUGUCAUUGGUAGAUCUUUCGGUCUCUUCUGGUUUGUUUGAGAGCAAAUCUGCCGCGCGCCGCUUGUUGAAGCAAGGGGGUCUUUACUUGAACAAUAACAGAGUGGAUAGUGAAAAUAAGAGGAUCGAGGAAGCAGAUAUAGUGGAUGGGAAAGUUCUCCUUUUAUCUGCUGGCAAAAAGAAUAAGGCUUGUUACCAAUAUAGAACCUGUUGUGGUUUGUUUGGGGAUCUGAGACGUCAUUGAAGAAAAAACCGGACGAGGAUACUCUAAUGGUAUUGUCUCUGUUAAGAGCAGACACUUAAGUUGUUGAAGCCAAUUAUCGACACAAGUGUUCAUUCUGAUAUAUCUGCUGAUGAAGAGAUUAGAAAGUUAUUUGAGGAACUUGGGUCAGUCUGUUGAUGAGUUGAGGGAGCUUUUCGAGAAUUGGCAUCCACUAUCCAGUAAAUUUUACUUUGUAAGUCCUCAUUAAAUCCCUUAAUUCACAGAUAGAGAAGAGAUAUUUAUUUUAAGGUGUGAUCUUCGGUUUUGAUUUUGGAAGGUAAUGGAGGAAAAAGCAAGGGCUUGAAGUAAUCUAUUUUACUCUCUAAGACUUUCCUAUCCUUCCAAAAUUAAAUUUUAGAACUCAUAAAAUAAGCUGAGCUUAUAUUUGCAGUGAUUGAUGAGUACUAACUGCUUUCUUGUAUAGUUUUCCUGUUAAGUAUGUGUUGAUUAUCAUUAUUUCCUCUUUCUUGAUUACUCGGUGAUGCAAGCUGAACCGUUGAUAGCUAGAGUUCAGUCUAUAGGGUUCAAUAUUUUGCAGAAGCUGAAGGCUUCACAGCAAUGUCUACCUGAUGAUUUGGGGUAUGAUAUGACAUCAAUCAUUAAGGAAGCUAUAAAUGAACAACUGGAAGGCGAAGGACCAAGUUCUGAGAUUCUAGCAAAUAUUGCCGAGAUCCUCGACUUAAGGUCUAAUCAAGAUGUUUUGAUUGAAGCUGUGGCCCUUGAAAGGUUGAAGGAGAAUGCUGAACAAACA
Messenger RNA from Arachis ipaensis, 2461 nucleotides. The record is from RefSeq and is a predicted model, not a curated record. Lineage: Eukaryota; Viridiplantae; Streptophyta; Magnoliopsida; Fabales; Fabaceae.